GGACACGACAAGACGCGCGUCACUUGUGCUCCGCCUGUAAGUGUAUUUCAGAGCGGUUAGCUUGUGUAGCGGAGUGUUUUAUACAUCUUAUAUUCAUUAGAGUUCACAAGUGUCUACUGUAUACUAGUUUUAGCGAUAUUUUGUUGCAUCGUUUAAUCAUGGGACGCGAAACAAGCGGAGACAGCGGAACGCCUGAGUCAGAGACUACAAAGCGAUACAGGACAAGGUCCGGCAACACCAAGACCAAGGGGUGGAACACAUCGGCAAAGAACAUCCCCGAGUUUGAAACCAUCAUCGAAGAUCACACAGACGCCAGCAAAUCGAAGGUAUGCAGUUUAAAGUUCCGUACCUCCAAAGAUCGUGUACCAGUGUGGAUAGACGCUAGCAAAGCCGUAUUCAGCGACUCGCUUGGAAAACAAACGGGCUACAAGUUCACCUGGAAGGGCUCACAGCUAUCCGUCAGUAAACCCACCGAGACCGGAGACAACGCCAAAAUCCUAACUAUCCACUUCUACAACACCGGCACAAUCCUUAUACAGGGGAAUGGAUCAAACUGGUACGCACGAGAAAUCUUUCCACAAGUGAAAGAACUUGUUAGCAAUAAUCAAAUUGGCGCAUCCUGUGACGCCCAAGAUGGCGGACAUGACAAUGAAGAUCUGGCAACCGAGAGGACUGAAACAAUAGACGACAACCUUGAAACAAUAGGGACCAGUUCACAAGAUGAUGCGCCCGCCAUUACGACGUCUGGAACCAGCACAGAGCCAACUAAGACCUCGUCUGUCACAGUAGACCCGACUCAAGAGAAAGAAAAUUCGUCGCAAAACACAAUUCCCAAAUCACCGAUCACAUCGCCCACUCUCCGUAGAGUGUUGGGAGGCCUCGAAAACAUCAUUUUAACCCCACUCUCAAAAGUUCGCAACUCCGGAAAGAACAAAGAGGGAAGGCCACAACAUGAAAGCCGUUCUCGGCGCGCGCUGCCAACAGACGACGUCCAAGACAAAUCAACAAGUGAAAAGUGCAACUCGGUGCAUGAGACACUGUACACGUCGCUAGUGGAUGAUCUGAACAAUUUGAAGUCGCUUGUCUUCAGCAAUAAGGUCACCAUGGACAAUCAACAGAAGUGCAUAAAUGACCUGACGGCUAAUGUUCAAAACAGGAAGAAAGAGGUGGAGAAACAGGCUCGACAGAUUCAAGAUCUGAACACUGAGUUAGAGCGACAACGCGAAAUCUCCAAAGACCUGGCCAAAACAAUCUCCUCUCAAAAAGCUGACCAGGAAGCUCUACAAGCCCAGCUAACACUACUGCUAAAUCAACCUCAACCUCAAUCUGUCAGUUCGACGGCCAGUCGCGUAUGCAGCAACUCUCAACAGGACGACUCCAGAAUCCAGCGCCUCUACGCAGAAGUGGUUUCCGGCCUAGAACACCCGAACUCUUCCCCCGCCACGCAAAUACCGAAACCCUCGGACUCAGAGGCCCCAACAACCACCAAUACACAGCCACGUGCCCCGACAACCGCAAUCAGCCAGCCACCGGUAACUACCGACACCCAGCCACCAGCAACCCCGCCGACUCGGGAACGUGUAGUUCCCGACAAACAGACCCCGGUAACUCCAGCAGCACAAACAUCGGGAAACGUGAAGGUGAGGGUUCUUGCUGACUCGUUAUGGAAUGACGUGGACCCGACAAUAAUGUUCAAGGACAGAACCGCAACCAUAACAAAAUCAACCACACUUCGCAAGGCUUCCGAAAAUGCUCUCAUGCUCCCUGACAACAACACAGAACUGGUCAUAAUUCAUGUUGGAUCUAACGACAUGGAUAACACCAAAGACCGGAACGACAGCGUCAACAUAUGUGUAGAACAAACCACCAAACUGAUUGACCGUGCUAAGACAUCAUACCCCAACGCAAAGAUCGCCAUGUCACAAGUCUUGCCGAGAGGUUCAAACACGCAGUCCACCCUCAACAAAAACAUAGCCACCUACAACAAUGCCAUCGAACAGUCCUGCCUUGAAGACAACAAACUCAUCUACAUCAGACACAGACUUCUCUCUCAAGACCGUUCACUUUACAAACGUGACGGUAUCCACCUCACACCUGACGCAGGCGGCGUCAAGUUGAUGGUGGCUGAUGUUAAGCGCACCCUGAGGCACCGCCAGGAAGCCAUGGACUCCAGACAGCGCACCAAACAAGCGAGAGGACCGCAGUGGAUGCCCAGCACCCAGCCAUACCCGCGGCCAGGACAACACCCCCCACCCCUCUGGAACACUCCACGGAACCCGCCGCAGAUGUACCCGAGGAACCCAGCACGUGCACCAAGCCGCCAGGGGACCGACUGGAACAACACACGGGACAAACAGCAGACCGUGGAGAAGCUGUUACAUAUGCUGACGGACUUCCUCAAGCAGUGAAAGUCAAACAGUAAUGCAAAG
Molecule: messenger RNA, 2429 nt
Organism: Branchiostoma floridae (Florida lancelet)
Lineage: Eukaryota; Metazoa; Chordata; Leptocardii; Amphioxiformes; Branchiostomatidae
Exons: 1
Coding region: 159-2408 (749 amino acids)
Source: RefSeq, a predicted model, not a curated record